UGUGACUUGCAGGAAGAAGCUUCUCUGCCCAAUUUGCUAGUUGUUUGUGGGGAUCAUGGGAUGUCUGAAAUGGGUAGUCAUGGUGGUUCUUCAGAAGGAGAAGUGCAUACACCACUGUUGUUUAUCAGCUCUGCUUUUGAAAAGAGAAGUGGUCCUCUAACCCAACCUGAACUUGUACAACAAACUGAUUUAGCUAGCACACUGGCAGUAGGUCUUGGUCUACCAAUUUCACGAAACAGUGUUGGAAACCUUAUAUUACCAGUUCUGGGAGGCAAGACAAUGAGAGAGCAGCUACGUUUUGUGCACUUGAAUGCAUUCCAGCUUAGUAGGCUGCUGCAAGAGAAUACACCUGCAUAUGAAAAAGAUCCUGGAUAUGAACAUUUUAAGGUAGCAGAAAAGUCCCAUGGUAAUUGGAUCAAACUGUAUUUAGAGGGAAAUAAUUCAGAAAUACUCUUAAAUCUUGGCAAAAAGGUCCUGAAGCAAUAUUUGGAGGCCCUAAAGACUCUGAGUUCUUCACUAAGCAAACAAGUGGCACAAUAUGACAUGUAUUCGAUGAUGAUGGGGACUGUGAUCACUGUGGAGGUUCUUCUGCUGCUAUUGCUCAGUGUUCCAAAAGCUCUGAGCAGCCGGGCAGAAUUUGAAGUUCCCCUCUCCCCUCCACUUUUCUCUCUGCUCUUUUACUUGAUGUGUCUGAUGCUGUGUGCGGUUCAUGUCAUUGUGUGCACAUCAGCAGAAAGCUUGUGCUAUUUCUGCAGUAUGUCGUGGUUAACAGCAGUUGGAGUGAUGAUGCUGAUUUCCGCACUCAUGUGUGGUAUUUUAUCUGCCAUUGCGAAGAUCUUUGAGAAUUCCAGACUUCCGCUGAAGAAUCUAGUUGUGUCCAGUUCCAGCUGGUCAGAAAUUGAUGUGCUGAUUCUGGCUGGAACAAUUGGACAUGUUUUGAGUUUGGGAGCCAGCAGUUUUAUAGAAGAGGAACAUCAAACCUGGUAUUUUCUUAUCAAUACACUUUGUUUGGUGCUGUGUCAGGAACUUUAUAGAAAUAAUUUUCCUGUGAAAGAAUGUGACACUCAACAUAGCACCACUGUGAAACAAAAUUUUGAUAGCAUCUGGGAAGUCUCUGAGUGCAAGAAUGUAGACAUUCCAGCAGCAGGUAAUUCAAAAUUGUGCAAGGCCACCUCUUCAUCUGAAUUCAUAAAAGGAUCAGAUAAGUGGAUAAGCUUAGCAAGUCCAUGGAUCAUCCUUAUUUGCUGUCGGCUACUUCGAUCCUUGAAUCAGACAGGCGUCCAGUGGGCUCAUCGGCCAGACUUUGGGCAUUGGUUGACAAGCUCUGAACAUCAGUCUGAACUAUCCUUCCUGGCUGCAGUCUCCCUACUUAUGAUCUUCGUUCUGGUUCAAAGAAGAUGCUCCCUGGUUUCAAAAAUUGCUAUGGCACUCGGGCUCCUGGGAGUCUACAGUUACCGGGCAGCUAUUGGAAAUGUUGUAUUUCCAUGGCAACAUGACAGCAAAGAUAUUUCAAAGGGGAUUACUGAAGCUCGUUUUGUUUAUGUCUUUGUUCUUGGCAUAGUCUUCAGUGGCACUAAAGAUUUACUGAAGUCACAGGUUAUUUCUGCAGACUCCACUGUGAAGAGUACAGGAUUAUGGGAAGUGUAUAGUGGAUUGGUUCUACUAGCAGCCCUGCUAUUUAGACCUCACAAUUUACCAGUUUUGGUGUUUUGUCUGCUGAUUCAGACAAUGACAACAAAAUAUAUCUGGAGACCUUUGAAAUUUGAUGCAGCACAGAUUACUAUCAUGCACUACUGGUUUGGCCAAGCUUUCUUCUAUUUUCAGGGUAAUUCAAAUGGCAUUGCUACUGUGGACGUUUCAGCAGGUUUUGUGGGACUAGAAAGCUAUGUGGAGAUACCAGCUAUCUUCCUUACAGCAUUUGCAACAUACGCGGGACCUUUGCUUUGGGCCAUUCAUCUGCUGUGCUACUUGAGUUCUGAAGUUAGCAGGUAA
This is a messenger RNA of Eurypyga helias (sunbittern), 1992 nucleotides long. RefSeq names its product GPI ethanolamine phosphate transferase 2-like. The record is from RefSeq and is a predicted model, not a curated record. The transcript is spliced from 8 exons. Gene Ontology annotation, cellular component: endoplasmic reticulum membrane. Gene Ontology annotation, biological process: GPI anchor biosynthetic process. Lineage: Eukaryota; Metazoa; Chordata; Aves; Eurypygiformes; Eurypygidae. The annotation marks the transcript as partial.